Messenger RNA from Trifolium pratense (red clover), 2879 nucleotides. RefSeq lists its product as uncharacterized. Gene Ontology annotation, molecular function: protein dimerization activity; DNA binding. The coding region runs from base 133 to 2388 and encodes 751 amino acids. NCBI's taxonomy places the organism in Eukaryota, Viridiplantae, Streptophyta, Magnoliopsida, Fabales, Fabaceae. The record is from RefSeq and is a predicted model, not a curated record. The transcript has 3 exons.
UCUAUCUCAUUUUUUCCUUUAUCCUGUCUGUGUUAAUUUUUCCUUCAUCUGCUGUUUUCAUCUCAUCCAUCUCUCUGUUUUCAUCUAUCUCUCUGUAUUCAUCUGUGUUAAUUUGUCCUUCAUCUCUCCUUAAUGGCUUCAACCUCAAAUGUUGGAGCUUCUUCUGCUGCCACUGUUAAUGAAGCUCCACCUUCUGCUUCUGCUGCUCGUGUUAGGGUUCCUCCUAAAAAUGCAUCUGGAAACAAGACUGAUCCAGCAUGGGAAUAUGCUACAUCGAUUGAUAUAAAAACAAGAAAGGUGAAGUGUAAACUUUGUGACUGGGAAUUCACAGGAAAUGCUUUCAGAAUUAAGCAUCAUUUGGCUGGCACUAAUAGUAAUGUUAGGCCUUGUCCAAACUGUCCUCCGGAAGUCAGGAAAAAGUUUUUGGUUAUUACUGAUGGCUUACAAGAGAAGUUGCUAAAAAAGAUACAUGUUGACAUUAACAUUGAAGGCGAUGCUGAUGAUGAGGUUGGUGAUGGUGCUGGUGCAAAGGGAAAAAGAAAGAGUCAAGGAGAGCUAGCAAGAAAGGAUAUGUACAAAAGAGGGCUGACACAAGCUAAACAAAGCACAAUCAAUGGUGCCUAUAAGAAAGAAACCAGAGAAGAUGCUUGUAAGGAUAUUGCUCUUUUCUUUUACAAUAAUGCUAUUCCUUUUAAUGUUGCUAGGUCUGAUGAGUACCUUAAGAUGUUUGACAAUGUUACAAAACAUGGUAUAGGGUUUAAACCACCUUCUUAUCAUGAAAUUCGAGUUAAAUAUUUGGACCAUUAUUAUGGAGAGAUUAGUAAGGUAGUUGCUGGAUAUAGGGCAGAUUGGGAGAAAUAUGGUUGCACAAUAAUGACGGAUGGUUGGACAGAUAGGAAGAGAAGAACUAUAUUGAAUUUCUUGGUACAUAGUCCAAAGGGAACUGUAUUUCUAAAGUCCAUUGAUGCAUCCGAUAUAACCAAGACUGCAGACAAAGUUUUCAAGAUGAUUGAUGAUGUUGUUGAAGAGGUUGGAGAGGAAAAUGUUGUCCAAGUUGUUACGGACAAUGCGGCGAAUUACAAAGCAGCCGGAGAAUUGUUAAUGCAAAAAAGAAGUAACUUGUAUUGGACACCAUGUGCCGCACAUUGCAUCGAUUUGAUGUUAGAAGAUUUUGAGAAGAAGAUCCCUCUCCACAAAGAAACAAUUCCUAAGGGAAAGAAGAUCACCACCUACAUUUAUGGUAGAACAAGUCUUAUUUGUAUGUUGCAUAGGUUCACUAAGAAUGUUGAUUUGAUUCGACCUUCAUUGACCCGUUUUGCGACAUCUUACUUGACAUUGGGUUGUUUGAAUGAUCACCGAGAUGAGUUGAUAUCUAUGUUCAAAUCAAAUGAGUGGAAGACUAGCAAACUUGCUAAGAGUAAAGAUGGGAUUGUUGUGCAAAAGAUUGUUUUGAACAAAAUGUUUUGGAAGAAUGUUUUGACUUGUCUAAGAGGUGCUUUUCCACUUAUUAAAGUGUUGCGCAUGGUGGACUCCGAAGAGAAGGCAGCCAUGGGGUAUCUUUAUGAAGAAAUGGAUCUUGCAAAAGAGAAUAUCAAAUCAAGCUUUAAUGGAGUUGCUAGGAGCUACACUCCCCUUUGGAAUAUAAUUGAUCAAAGGUGGGAUAAGCAACUUCAUAGGCCACUACAUGCUGCAGGCCUUUAUUUGAACCCCAAGAUACGUUAUGCUCCGGGAUUCGUUGAUGAUGAUGAAGUUACGGAUGGCAUGUAUGAUUGUUUGCUUAGAUUGGUGGAUGAUCCGGAAAAAAGAGCCAAAGUUGAUUACCAACUUGAGGAUUUCAAAGCGAGGAAAUCAAACUUUGGUAAUGAAUUUGCUACAUUUGCACUUGGAAAUAAAACACUAACACAAUGGUGGGAAUCUUAUGGAAAUAAACAUAAAGAAUUGCAAUGGUUCGCUUUGCGAGUACUUAGUUUGACAUGUAGCUCAUCGGGGUGUGAACGGAAUUGGAGUGCUUUUGAAAGGGUUCACACUAAGAAGAGGAAUCGCUUGAAGCAAAUCACAAUGAAUAAGGUAGUUUUUGUGAUGGUUAACUCAAAAUUGGGAAAGACUAAGAUUAAGAGAAAAAGUGCUAACUAUGAGAUUGAAGAAAUUAAUUCCGAAGAUGAAGGGGAAGAAUGGAUUGAGAAUGUGGAGGAUGAGGAAGAUGAAGGAGAUGACACUUCACUUGAUGUUGGACAAGAUGCUAGUAUCGGUGAUGUUCUUGGUGAUGAUUUGGAACUUCCUCCCAUUGAUGAAGAAGAUGAUGAUGAUGUCGUUGAAGAGAAUGAGGAUGAAGAUGGUGAUCUUGAUGACUAUCAAGAUGUUGGAUUGGAAGAUAUUUUGAAUGUCUAGAUUAUGUCUUUUGUGAAUGAUACUAUAAUAGGUCCUUUUUUUUGAAUUAUGCAUAGGCCUUAAGUUGUGAUUUUUUGAAUGAUGCAUAGGCCUUUAGUUAUGGUUGUGAAUGAUAGGUCUUUUUUUGUGAAUGAUGCAUAGGCCUUUAGUUGUGAAUGAUAGGUCUUCCUUUUGUGAAUGAUGCAUAGGCCUUUAAUUGUGAAUGAUGCAUAGGCCGUUGGUUACUUAUUUUAUUAACUUAGUACUUGGUUGGUUAUGAAGUUAUGAACAAUUGGAAUGAUAUAUAUAUGAAAUAUUAAUUAAGUUUAUUGUGUUCAUGUAUUAUUAUUAUUAUUAUUUUGUGGUUCUGUGUAUAUGUAUAUAUGUGAAGUUACCAUUUUACCCUUAAGUAGGUUCUUACGAAUCGAGCUACGAUCCCGACCUUACGACCCUCCACCAGCCUCCCGAUCCUACGUAGGAUCCCGAACCUGACUACAUUGAUCUGAAGAGCU